AUGAGACUCGUUAUGCAAGAGCUUCCCCAAUCAAUUGGGGAUCUUAGUGAACUUGUUGUAUUAAAUUUGAAAGAACUCGCAAAUGCCUUGGGUAUCUUCCGAAGAAAUAUUUUUGUUGAAAUCUCUUCUUAUUGCCGACAUCUCAAGUUGCUCAUCUAUCGGCAGGUUUUCGGACUUUUCAAGGAAUAUGAGGUACUUGUACUUGCAAGGAACCGCAAUGAAGAACUUCCCUCCUCAAUUGGUGGUCUAAGGAAACUUAUUUCUUUGGAUCUAAGUGUUGGGCCUCUCUUCCACCUUCCGGUGUAG
Dovyalis caffra is the source of this 306-nucleotide messenger RNA. NCBI's taxonomy places the organism in Eukaryota, Viridiplantae, Streptophyta, Magnoliopsida, Malpighiales, Salicaceae. The record is from the annotation of a GenBank genome assembly.